UUUUAUUUUAAGAUAUGUAUUUCUCUGUUGUAUUGUAAUUUAAAAUUUUUUAAAUAUAAUUCCAAGUUUUUUGUUUAGUUUUUUAACUUGUUGCGUUUUCCCUCAAAACAACCUUUCCUUGGUGAUUUUUUUGACUGUAUAAUAUUUUUAUUUCAAUUAAGUUUUGAUUCUAGCUGAUCUCGAUGUUUUAAAAAAUAUCACGAUCUAACAUAUUAAAAUUUCAGUGAUGAAACCCUAAAAUUUGGAACAAUGGGAAUAUUCAGAUCUGAAACUAUGGUACACGGUACCCUAGUAAUUCCUCACGAAAGAGCUAGAAACUGCAUAGACCUCCUAAGCAGACAUACAAACAUACAGUAUAUCGACAUGAACGAGAGACGAAUGGAUAGACCAUAUAAGAAGUAUGUUCAGCGUAUCGACCACAUGGAACGAAUGAUAAGGGUUUUGUAUGAAGAAAUAGCCAAGCUCCCAAACUCAAAGAUAGUUCGGCAUAACAUAGAUAACUUUCUAGAACAUGAUAACAUGUACAGACUAGAUCAAGUUGAGGAAUCACUAGUUAAACUGUACGACCAGUUCCAAAUGUUCAAGGAAAAUGAUUCCCUACUAAGGCGUGAAAGAGAUGAAGCUCUUAGUGAAUACUAUGUGCUUCUUGUAGCCUCUAAGCAGCUUAAUCUUCUAACUCCAGAGAAAUCUUACUCAGACAUCCCAAAUACAAUCUCGUUGCCCGUUACGAACCUCGAUGAGUCGUCUGAUUCCAGAGAACACUUGUUAAACGACAACACUCAAUCGGAUACUGAAAUGAUUAAUCUUUCGCCUUACGACUCAACCGCAAGAGUUACCUCCUCAAUCUCUUUUACUAACAUUUCAGGGUUAAUAAGUUCUCAGGAAAAGGAAGCGUUUUCCAGAGCUAUAUUCAGAGCUAUGCGUGGCAACGUUUUUACACUUUUGCAUGACACUAACGAUUUGAGAAGUAUGGUUUUGAGUAAGGGUUUGGUAGAUCAAGAGGAGCUGGACACCGAUAACGACAAGACGGUUUUUGUAAUCUACUGCCAGUCCUCAAACAACGACGCAACCUACAAUAAGAUAAAGAAGCUGUGUACAGGAUUUCAAGCCAAGUUGUUUAACUGGUGUAAGACCCAAUCUGAGUUGGCUCCCAGGCUAAAAACGCUGGAAGAUGUCAUUAAGGACAAGAAGAGAGCGUUAGAGGCUUACAAGGAUUAUUUUAGGGGUGAAAUAGCAUGCCUCCUGGAAGUUAUAAGGCCGGGAGGAAACAGCGUGAUAGAGGAAUGGUUCCUAUUUUGCAAGAAGGAAAAAUAUUUGUACUAUAUUCUUAAUCACUUUGAAGGCAGUGAUAUUACACUGAGGGCAGAUUGCUGGUUUCCAGCAGAUGAGGAGGAGAAGAUAAGAGAACACCUUUUGGCUGAGAAGGCGUCAGGAUCUGUUAGCGCCCUUUUGCUUGUGGAUAUUCAGGCUCCUUUCGUAUCAGUUCAUCCAUCACACCCCGGCUCUCACGAGAAUCUGUCCCACAUCCCUCCAACAUAUAAUAAAACUAACAUGAUUUCAAAGUCAUUUCAGAAUGUGGUGGACACUUACGGUAUACCCAGAUAUAAAGAGGUUAACCCGGCUCCAUUCACAGUGAUGACGUUCCCGUUCCUGUUCGGCCUAAUGUUUGGUGAUAUUGCUCACGGUAUAUGCGUGAUUUUGUUUGCUCUCUUCCUCAUACUCUACUAUCGCAAGCUUAAGAGGAAGUUCACAGGGGAUAUUGCCAACAUGAUUCUGGAGGGAAGGUACAUGAUUUUACUGAUGGGGAUCAUGGCCACAUACACGGGUUUUAUAUACAAUGAUUUCCUGUCAAUUCCGAACUCGUUCUUUGGAACAGGCUGGAUUUCAAAUGGGACUCCUCCGGAAGGAGGUUCAGAGAGUGACGGGACUUACGUAGAAACGUUGGUGAGGUCAGCUAAAAAUUUCCCAGUUGUUUUCGGGCUCGACCCAGCCUGGAUAGGAGCAGUGAACGAGCAAUCAGUGCUACAUUCAUUUAAGAUGAAGUUUUCGGUGAUCUUCGGCUUCUUCCAGAUGACGCUGGGGAUUCUCCUUAAGGGCUUCAACGCGAUUUACUUCUCAAGUGCUAUCGACUUCUUUUUUGAGUUUAUGCCUCAGCUGGCAAUGAUGUGCUCGUUCGUGGGGUACAUGAAUUUUCUGAUCUUCCACAAGUGGCUAACUCCACUUGACAACGGAUAUGCAAAGCCCAGCAUCAUCACCACACUGAUUGAUAUGUGCCUGAUGAAGACUCUAGAGCAGCACGAGAUAAUGUACGAGGGCCAACAAACUGUUCAGAGGGUUUUGAUGUCCAUUCUCAUUGUUUCAGUCCCCUUGAUGCUAAUUCCGAAGCCUCUGAUCCUCUACUUCAGACUCAAGAAACAGGGAAGAACACGCGCCAAUAAUAACUCAACGCGAGACUACGAGAUGGUUUACUGCGGCCCUGAAGAGGAAGACCUCGAGGCUAUCGCAAGAGAGAGUGUUCCAAACUACCCACACAGAAGAAGUAGCCUUGAUCUCGGUCUCGACAAAUUCAAGAAAGUUGAUGCCAAGAACAAGGAUAACCAGUUCUCAGUAACAAUUCAGAAGGAUGAAAACGAAGCUUCACCUGCUGAGCAACCUCAUUCUCUUAAGCUUUCAGAGCUUUUCAUACACCAAUUUAUAGAAACCAUCGAGUUCACUCUAGGCACUAUCAGUAAUACCGCCUCCUAUUUGAGGCUUUGGGCUUUAUCACUCUCACACCAACAGUUAUCAUUGGUUCUGUUCAAGCAACUGAUUUUCAACUGCCUGGACAAUUCGACGAGCUUACUUGUAAUGAUUUUUGGCCUCUUCAUCAGGUCCAUAUUCUUCUCAAUCUUCACAUUUUUCAUUAUGCUUUGUAUGGACUCACUCGAGUGCUAUCUGCACGCACUACGUCUACAGUGGGUUGAGUUCCAGAACAAGUUCUUCAAGGCUGACGGGAGGUUCUUCAGACCCUUCAACAUUAAAUUACUACUAGACGAUCCGACGAUUAUGGAACCCAAAUAAUGUACUAUAAAUUUUUCGCAAUAUAUUAAGUUAUUUAGAUUUAGUUAGAUUGUGCU
Theileria parva strain Muguga is the source of this 3116-nucleotide messenger RNA. It is a transcript of the gene Atp6v0a1, whose product is annotated as V-type ATPase 116kDa subunit family protein. Gene Ontology annotation, biological process: proton transmembrane transport; vacuolar acidification. The record is from RefSeq and is a predicted model, not a curated record. Gene Ontology annotation, cellular component: vacuolar proton-transporting V-type ATPase, V0 domain; vacuolar proton-transporting V-type ATPase complex. Lineage: Eukaryota; Apicomplexa; Aconoidasida; Piroplasmida; Theileriidae. Gene Ontology annotation, molecular function: proton-transporting ATPase activity, rotational mechanism; ATPase binding. Bases 250 to 3060 code for a protein of 936 amino acids. The transcript has a single exon.